This is a messenger RNA of Elephantulus edwardii (Cape elephant shrew), 5711 nucleotides long. RefSeq names its product dedicator of cytokinesis 7 (gene DOCK7). The transcript has 44 exons. Bases 81 to 5711 code for a protein of 1876 amino acids. Gene Ontology annotation, biological process: axonogenesis; small GTPase-mediated signal transduction; positive regulation of GTPase activity. Gene Ontology annotation, molecular function: guanyl-nucleotide exchange factor activity. The record is from RefSeq and is a predicted model, not a curated record. NCBI's taxonomy places the organism in Eukaryota, Metazoa, Chordata, Mammalia, Macroscelidea, Macroscelididae.
GGCCGCGAGGGAGGGAGCGCGAGCGACGACACGCGCGCCCGCCCGCCCGUCCACAGCAGCCCGCCGCCGCCUCAGCAGCCAUGGCGGAGCGCCGCGCCUUCGCCCAGAAGAUCAGCAGAACUGUGGCAGCUGAAGUUAGGAAGCAGAUCUCUGGACAGUAUAGUGGUUCUCCCCAACUGCUCAAAAACCUCAACAUUGGUGGCAAUAUAUCCCAUCACACCACAGUGCCCCUUACAGAAGCAGUAGAGCCAGUGGACUUGGAAGAUUACCUCAUUACUCAUCCUUUAGCUGUGGAUUCUGGGCCUUUAAGAGAUUUGGUUGAAUUUCCUCCAGAUGAUGUUGAGGUUGUUUAUAGUCCAAGGGAUUGCAGAACCCUUGUUUCAGCUGUACCAGAAGAAAGUGAAAUGGAUCCACAUGUUAGAGAUUGCAUAAGAAGUUACACUGAAGACUGGGCAAUAGUGAUCAGAAAGUAUCACAAGCUGGGAACAGGAUUUAAUCCCAAUACAUUAGAUAAACAGAAAGAAAGGCAAAAAGGGUUGCCAAAACAAGUCUUUGAAUCUGAUGAAGCUCCGGAUGGCAGCUACCAGGAUGAGCAAGAUGAUCUUAAAAGACGUUCAAUGUCAAUAGAUGAUACUCCAAGGGGUAGCUGGGCCUGCAGUAUUUUUGACUUGAAAAAUUCGCUUCCUGAUGCUUUGCUUCCCAAUUUACUUGAUCGUACUCCUAAUGAAGAAAUAGACCAUCAGAAUGAUGACCAAAGGAAAUCAAACCGCCACAAAGAACUGUUUGCUUUGCAUCCCUCACCAGAUGAGGAAGAACCAAUAGAACGACUUAGUGUUCCUGAUGUACCCAAAGAACAUUUUGGUCAAAGACUUCUUGUAAAGUGUUUAUCACUCAAGUUUGAGAUUGAAAUUGAGCCUAUCUUUGCGAGCUUGGCUUUAUAUGAUGUUAAGGAAAAGAAGAAGAUUUCAGAAAAUUUUUAUUUUGACCUUAAUUCUGAGCAGAUGAAAGGAUUGUUACGUCCACAUGUACCACCUGCAGCCAUUACUACCCUGGCAAGAUCAGCUAUUUUUUCUAUAACUUAUCCUUCCCAAGAUGUUUUUCUUGUAAUUAAGCUAGAAAAAGUCCUACAGCAAGGAGACAUCGGAGAAUGUGCAGAACCAUAUAUGAUUUUCAAAGAAGCAGAUGCCACCAAGAACAAGGAAAAACUGGAGAAGUUGAAAAGUCAAGCAGAUCAAUUUUGUCAAAGACUUGGAAAAUACCGCAUGCCUUUUGCUUGGACUGCAAUUCAUUUAAUGAAUAUUGUUAGCAGUGCUGGAAGUUUGGAAAGAGAUUCUACAGAAGUUGAAAUUAGCACUGGAGAGAGAAAAGGGUCUUGGUCGGAGAGGAGAAACUCAAGUAUUGUUGGUAGACGAUCACUUGAAAGGACAACGAGUGGAGAUGAUGCUUGUAACCUAACCAGCUUUCGACCUGCUACUCUCACAGUGACAAAUUUUUUUAAACAGGAAGGGGACCGCUUAAGUGAUGAAGAUUUGUACAAAUUCCUUGCUGACAUGAGAAGGCCGUCUUCUGUCUUACGACGACUGAGACCUAUUACAGCUCAGCUGAAAAUCGACAUUUCUCCUGCACCUGAAAAUCCUCAUUACUGCCUAACCCCAGAGCUGCUUCAAGUGAAGCUUUACCCUGAUAGUAGAGUUAGACCUACCAGAGAAAUUUUGGAGUUUCCUGCUAGAGAUGUAUAUGUUCCAAACACUACUUAUAGAAAUCUUCUCUACAUAUACCCUCAGAGUCUGAAUUUUGCCAACCGUCAGGGUUCUGCCAGAAAUAUAACAGUCAAAGUCCAGUUCAUGUAUGGGGAGGAUUCAAGCAAUGCCAUGCCGGUAAUCUUUGGUAAAUCUAGCUGUUCAGAAUUUUCAAAGGAAGCCUAUACAGCCGUAGUAUAUCAUAACAGGUCUCCUGAUUUUCAUGAAGAAAUCAAGGUUAAACUCCCUGCUACUUUAACCGACCAUCAUCAUUUGCUUUUUACCUUCUAUCAUGUUAGUUGUCAACAAAAACAAAAUACCCCACUUGAAACUCCAGUUGGAUAUACAUGGAUACCAAUGCUUCAGAAUGGACGAGUAAAGACUGGUCAGUUUUGCCUACCAGUCUCGCUGGAAAAACCACCACAAGCAUAUUCUGUACUGUCUCCUGAGGUUCCUCUCCCUGGCAUGAAAUGGGUAGAUAAUCACAAAGGUGUUUUUAAUGUUGAAGUAGUUGCUGUUUCAUCUAUCCACACACAGGAUCCUUAUCUUGACAAAUUUUUUGCUCUGGUCAAUGCUCUGGAUGAACACAUGUUUCCGGUACGAAUAGGGGAUAUGCGAAUCAUGGAAAAUAACUUAGAAAAUGAAUUGAAGAGCAGUAUUUCAGCAUUGAAUUCAUCUCAGUUGGAACCAGUGGUUCGAUUUCUUCAUCUUCUUCUUGAUAAAAUGAUUCUUUUAGUUGUUAGACCUCCUGUCAUUGCUGGCCAAAUAGUUAAUCUAGGUCAAGCAUCUUUUGAAGCCAUGGCAUCAAUUGUAAAUCGACUUCAUAAAAACUUAGAAGGAAGUCACGACCAGCAUGGCAGGAACAGCCUACUUGCGUCAUAUAUCUACUAUGUUUUUCGCCUACCAAAUACUUAUCCUAAUUCACCAUCACCAGGAUCAGUACAUUAUGCUACAAUGGCUAGAUCUGCUGUGAGACCUGCAAGCCUUAAUUUAAAUCGCUCACGAAGCCUUAGUAACAGCAAUCCAGAUAUAUCUGGGACCCCCACAUCACCAGAUGAUGAAGUACGAUCAAUCAUCGGCAGUAAGGGUUUAGAUCGCUCCAAUUCCUGGGUUAACACUGGUGGUCCAAAAGCUGCCCCAUGGGGAUCCAACCCCAGUCCAAGUGCAGAAUCAACACAGCUUUUCCAUGAGGAGCUGGCUCUGCAGUGGGUUGUUUGCAGUGGCAGUGUUCGAGAGGCAGCGUUACAACAGGCCUGGUUCUUUUUUGAAUUAAUGGUAAAGAGCAUGGUACACCAUUUAUAUUUUAAUGACAAACUUGAUGCUCCAAGGAAAAAUCGUUUUCCAGAACGUUUCAUGGAUGAUAUUUCUGCUCUUGUCAGCACAAUUGCUAGUGAUAUAGUUUCACGAUUUCAGAAGGACAUAGAAAUGGUUGAGAGACUCAAUACAAGUCUGGCAUUCUUUCUUAAUGAUCUGUUGUCUGUUAUGGACAGAGGAUUUGUCUUUACACUCGUAAAGUCCUAUUAUAAACAGAUAUCUUCAAAGCUUUAUUCAUUACCAAAUCCAAGUGUCUUGCUAUCCUUGAGGUUGGAUUUUCUGAGAAUCAUCUGUAGCCAUGAACAUUAUGUUACCUUAAACUUGCCCUGCAGUUUACUUACUCCCCCUGCAUCUCCAUCACCUUCUGUUUCGUCUGCAACGUCUCAGAGUUCUGGAUUUUCCACAAAUGUACAAGACCAGAAGAUUGCAAAUAUGUUUGAAUUGUCUGUACCUUUCCGCCAGCAGCAUUAUUUGGCAGGACUUGUUUUAACUGAACUUGCUGUUAUUUUAGACCCUGAUGCUGAAGGACUGUUUGGAUUGCAUAAGAAAGUCAUCAACAUGGUACACAACUUGCUCUCCAGCCAUGAUUCAGACCCACGCUAUUUGGACCCCCAGAUAAAGGCUCGAGUGGCUAUGUUAUAUCUACCUCUGAUUGGUAUUAUCAUGGAGACUGUACCUCAGCUGUAUGACUUCACAGAGACCCACAAUCAACGAGGAAGACCAAUUUGCCUAGCCACUGAUGAUUAUGAAAGUGAGAGUGGAAGCAUGAUAAGCCAGACAGUUGCCAUGGCAAUUGCAGGAACAUCAGUCCCUCAGCUAACAAGGCCUGGCAGUUUCCUCCUCACAUCAACGAGUGGCCGACAGCAUACUACCUUUUCAGCGGAAUCAAGUCGAAGCCUUUUGAUCUGUCUGCUGUGGGUUCUCAAGAAUGCUGAUGAGACAGUAUUACAAAAAUGGUUUACAGAUCUUUCAGUUCUUCAGCUUAACCGACUGCUAGAUCUGCUUUAUCUGUGUGUAUCUUGCUUUGAGUACAAAGGAAAGAAAGUGUUUGAAAGAAUGAAUAGUUUGACCUUUAAGAAAUCAAAAGAUAUGAGAGCAAAGCUUGAAGAAGCUAUUCUUGGGAGCAUAGGUGCUAGGCAAGAAAUGGUGCGGCGAAGCCGAGGACAGCUCGAGAGAAGUCCUUCUGGAAGUGCCUUUGGAAGUCAAGAAAAUCUGAGAUGGAGGAAGGAUAUGACUCAUUGGCGUCAAAACACAGAAAAGCUUGACAAGUCAAGAGCAGAGAUUGAACAUGAAGCACUCAUUGAUGGAAAUUUAGCAACUGAAGCGAACCUAAUAAUUUUGGAUACUUUGGAGAUUGUUGUCCAGACAGUUUCUGUAACAGAAUCCAAAGAAAGCAUCCUUGGUGGGGUGCUGAAAGUGCUACUACAUAGCAUGGCCUGUAACCAAAGUGCAGUUUAUCUUCAACAUUGUUUUGCAACACAAAGAGCCCUGGUCUCAAAGUUCCCUGAACUCUUGUUUGAAGAAGAGACAGAACAGUGUGCUGAUUUGUGCCUCCGACUUCUCAGACACUGUAGCAGUAGUAUCAGUACAAUAAGGUCACAUGCUAGUGCCUCACUUUACCUACUGAUGAGACAGAACUUUGAGAUUGGAAAUAACUUUGCCAGGGUUAAAAUGCAAGUAACCAUGUCACUUUCCUCAUUGGUGGGCACAUCUCAGAAUUUUAAUGAAGAAUUCUUGAGACGAUCUCUAAAGACUAUAUUGACAUAUGCAGAAGAAGAUCUGGAAUUGAGAGAAACAACAUUUCCUGAUCAGGUCCAAGAUCUGGUUUUCAAUCUCCAUAUGAUUCUUUCUGAUACUGUUAAAAUGAAGGAACACCAGGAAGAUCCUGAAAUGUUGAUUGAUCUAAUGUACAGAAUUGCGAAAGGCUACCAGACCUCUCCAGAUCUGCGGCUGACCUGGUUGCAGAACAUGGCUGGGAAGCAUUCUGAACGGAGCAAUCACGCUGAAGCUGCGCAGUGUCUAGUCCACUCAGCAGCCCUUGUUGCUGAAUAUUUGAGCAUGCUUGAAGAUAGGAAAUACCUUCCUGUGGGAUGUGUUACUUUUCAGAAUAUUUCAUCAAAUGUUUUAGAGGAAUCUGCAGUCUCAGAUGAUGUGGUUUCUCCAGAUGAAGAAGGUAUCUGCUCUGGAAAGUACUUUACUGAGUCAGGACUUGUGGGAUUACUGGAACAAGCAGCCGCUUCCUUCUCUAUGGCUGGCAUGUAUGAAGCAGUUAAUGAAGUUUAUAAAGUACUGAUUCCCAUUCAUGAAGCAAACCGGGAUGCAAAGAAACUAUCCACGAUUCAUGGUAAACUUCAAGAAGCAUUCAGCAAAAUUGUUCAUCAGGAUGGUAAGCGGAUGUUUGGCACCUAUUUUCGUGUUGGUUUUUAUGGAACCAAGUUUGGAGAUUUGGAUGAACAAGAAUUUGUUUACAAGGAGCCUGCAAUAACCAAACUUGCAGAGAUAUCUCACAGAUUGGAGGGCUUUUAUGGAGAGAGAUUUGGAGAAGAUGUGGUUGAAGUAAUCAAGGACUCUAAUCCUGUAGACAAGUGUAAAUUGGAUCCCAACAGGCCUAUAUUCAGAUUACCUAUGUGGAGCCAUAUUUUGAUACAUAUGAAAUGA